Molecule: messenger RNA, 418 nt
Organism: Staurois parvus
Lineage: Eukaryota; Metazoa; Chordata; Amphibia; Anura; Ranidae
Source: the annotation of a GenBank genome assembly
AUGUACACACAGACACAUGUACGUACGUACAUACACACAAACACACAUGUACACAGACACAUGUACACACACAUACAUGUACAUGCAUGCAGACACAUGUACAGAUACACACAUGUACAUACACAGAGACACGUACACACACCCAUAAAAAGUUGCAGUACUUCGUCGUUCACAUACAAAUCACAGAUCCGGGUACUGCACUCUAGGGGGAGGCAGAGAGCACAGCACACACUCCUUGCUUUGCUUUCACUGCGCUCAGCUAUUGAGCAGUCUGACGGCUCCCAGUGCCAAUGACAGAUCCGGCCUGAGCUCCAAGCCUGCUCAGCAAGACGGCCCUGGGGGACACACUCACCCCCACCAUAAUUUCCACUCGGCAUUGGCAAGCAGGCGAGUGGAAAUUUCAAGCCCUGGUAAGCAC